Messenger RNA from Sus scrofa (pig), 915 nucleotides. The record is from RefSeq and is a predicted model, not a curated record. Lineage: Eukaryota; Metazoa; Chordata; Mammalia; Artiodactyla; Suidae.
AUGAACCAGACGCUGGUCACCGAGUUCCUCAUUCUGGGAUUCUCCGAACCUCCUGGGCUGCAAACACUGCUUUUUCUCGCCUUCCUGCUCCUCUACACCGUGGCCCUCUCGGGAAACCUGCUCAUCGUGGCGGUCAUCAGCUCCAGCCCAGCCCUGCACACCCCCAUGUACUUCUUCCUGGUCCACCUGGCCUUGGUGGACAUCCUCUGCACCUCCACCAUCCUGCCUAAGCUGCUGGUGGGCAUGGUGGCCAGCAGGACCAUCUCCUAUGGGGGCUGCAUGGCCCAGCUCUUUUUCUUCACGUGGUCCAUGGGGGCCGAGCUGCUACUCUUCUCUGCCAUGGCCUAUGACCGCUACGUUGCCAUCUGUCGGCCCCUCCACUACAGUGCCCUGAUGGGCCCCCAGGUGUGCCAGCUCUUGGCAGGAGUGGUGUGGACAGUCAGCCUGACCAACACCGGUGUGAACACUGGCCUCUUGUUGCGCCUGCCGUUCUGCCACUCCAAUGUGGUUGAGCACUUCUUCUGCGAAAUCCCGCCUCUGCUGAAGCUCUCCUGUGCCCCGACCCACCUGAAUGAGACCAUGGCCUUCACUGCGGAUCUUUUCCUGGCGGUGGGGAACUUUUCCGUGAUCAUGCUCUCCUAUGGCUGCAUCAUCAGCAGCAUCCUGCACAUACGCUCAGCUGCGGGCAAGCAGCGGGCCUUCUCCACAUGUUCCUCCCACCUGCUGGUGGUCACCAUGUACUACUCCACUGUCAUCUACACCUACAUCCGCCCCACGUCCAGCUACUCGCUGGACAAGGACAAGUUGGUGUCGGUGAUCUACACCUCUGUGGCACCCUCCCUGAACCCCCUCAUCUACUCACUGAGAAACACAGAGGUGAAAGUGGCACUCGGGAGGCUGCUCUCCUACUGCUGA